Molecule: messenger RNA, 1050 nt
Organism: Penicillium argentinense
Lineage: Eukaryota; Fungi; Ascomycota; Eurotiomycetes; Eurotiales; Aspergillaceae
Exons: 2
Coding region: 1-1050 (349 amino acids)
Source: RefSeq, a predicted model, not a curated record
AUGGGUCUGAAGAUGGCUGAAUUCGAACCCUUUGCAGUCUCCAGCUUCUCCAAGACCGAUCCCUCAACCCCGAUCGAUCCGCCGUUUCUCCCGUAUUGGGCCCGGUGCCAGACUCAGUGCGCACAGAACCUGUUAGACUAUUCUGACGAACCAAUCGAGUACGACCACGACGACGAGGACUAUAGCGAUAACUGCUUCUUCUUCCCCGAAGACUGCUCGUGGACCCCGCCGAAAGACUGGGUUGUGGAGGCGCAUUGUCAAAUUCAGAAACAAAUACACAACACCCAAUUAGAAUCACAUUCUCCGUGCUUUCUAGACGCUACCGGCAACAUGAUUCCCGGACUUCCUGAUAUCAAAAUGUUGGACUCGGAGGCGCUUGGCGAUCUCCUCGAGGACAACCUCUCUCCGCCGGAGAUCACCACAAUCCUUGUGUUUGGAACCAAUGGCGCCGUGUUCGCCUACGGCUCUUCCCUCUCCUCCCGUCAGUUACGAAACCUCAGCGCGACCUACGGUGCCGCGUACACAUGCUAUGCGAAGACUGCCUCCAGUGGAAAUCUCACUGGUGUGAAUCCGGCCAGCCACCCGUCAUCCUACGUGACGGCAAAGUCCAUGUCGCUAGGUGACGUGGGUUCGAUUGUGUUCGAACUGGAUGGCUCGGUAGCAGUCGUGACGCGCAUUGCCGAUAAGGUCCUCUUGGCUGCAGUGGGGCCUUCGAAGUCAUCUACAGGCCCGGUAAAUGGAGUUGAUACUGAGCAUCACGGGGUAGAUGAGACAGGUUCAGGCGACCCGAGCAACGGAUCUACUUCGGAUGGCACUCUAUGGGAUGGCCAGCGCACUCCCACCACCGCAACAUCCCCCAAUCUCUCUACGCCUAAUGGAAGCCUCAAUGGGCGAGUCGAGAUCGACCGAAGCACGGAUCUCGCCCGGCUGGCCAGCUUGAAUUUAUCUGCCUCGCCGGCUGUUCUCCUUGCGCUAGAGUCGAAGUGUGCAGCCCUGGGAAGAUUCCUUGGGCAGAAGCUCCACGACCUGGACAGCCCCGAGGACUUUUAA